This is a messenger RNA of Drosophila rhopaloa, 1616 nucleotides long. It is a transcript of the gene Ssu72, whose product is annotated as RNA polymerase II subunit A C-terminal domain phosphatase SSU72. Lineage: Eukaryota; Metazoa; Arthropoda; Insecta; Diptera; Drosophilidae. Gene Ontology annotation, biological process: termination of RNA polymerase II transcription. Gene Ontology annotation, molecular function: RNA polymerase II CTD heptapeptide repeat phosphatase activity. The transcript has 3 exons. Bases 94 to 681 code for a protein of 195 amino acids. The record is from RefSeq and is a predicted model, not a curated record. Gene Ontology annotation, cellular component: mRNA cleavage and polyadenylation specificity factor complex; nucleus.
UAUUAAAGGCUUUAUUUCUGGUGUCGUACGGUAACACUGGGUGAACAAUUUUUUUGCAAACCGACUGCUACAGCACCGCACUGCCAAAGAGACAUGACUGAUCCCAGCAAACUUUCCGUGGCCGUGGUCUGCUCCUCAAACAUGAACCGCUCGAUGGAGGCGCACAACUUCCUGGCCAAGAAGGGCUUCAACGUGCGCUCCUACGGCACCGGCGAACGCGUCAAGCUGCCGGGCAUCGCGUUCGACAAGCCGAAUGUUUACGAGUUCGGCACCAGCUACGAGGACAUCUACCGCGACCUGGAGGCGAAGGACAAGGAGUUCUACACACAGAACGGCCUGCUGCACAUGCUGGACCGCAAUCGGCGCAUCAAGAAGUGCCCCGAGCGCUUCCAGGAAACCAAAGAGCAGUUCGACAUCAUCGUGACCGUGGAGGAGCGCGUCUACGACCUGGUGGUGCUGCAUAUGGAGUCCUUGACCUCUGUGGACAACCGGCCCGUGCACGUUAUCAACGUGGAUGUGGUGGACAACGCGGAGGACGCGCUAAUGGGCGCCUUUCUCAUCACGGACAUGAUAAACUUGAUGGCCAAGUCCAUGGACCUGGACAACGACAUCGACGAAAUGAUCCAGGAGUUUGAGGAGCGUCGCAACCGGGUUAUCCUGCACUCGGUGCUCUUCUACUGACGACCGACGUUAAACAGUUCGUGUCCAGCUCCAAUACCAACACCAGAAUCCCGUAGACUCCCUGCGCUCCCUGCGCCGAGUGGUUCCCGUUGGUUUUUUUUCCCGAAGACCGGGAUCACCGAACGCGGAGCAUAGGACGUAGGGCUGCGGGUCCCGGAUUGGGAGCCUAGUAUCUAAGAAUUUUGUACAUAGAGAGGGGCCAUCGCUGCAGCGGACACACACACAUGCACGCAUCCAAAUCCACAUCCGAUUCAAAAUCCACACUUCACCUGCAAGCACUGGCUCUUGAAUAUGAAAUUAACACACAUCAACAAUUGGCGUCCAUUACAACAGUGAGGCUCCGAAACGAAACCCUUUGAAUGUAGUAUAUGUACGUGUCCGUAUUUCUUGUAUUCCGGCCGUCGAGCCGCGGUCGUUCUGCUCGUCGUCCCCGGCUUUUAUCACUGGCUUUCGUUUCCCCCAGCUGGCAACAGGGGCCAAACAUCUGGCUCCCCGUUCUCCUUUCUCCGCGCCGAUCCAAUCCGAUCCGAUCAGUUUUAUAUAUGUAUGUAAACAAAACUCGCAGCACACAAAUCCGUGCGUGUGCGUGUGUGAAUGAGCAUGGAGCCAGGGGCGGAUCGGGACUGGGACCGGGAUUGGGCCCUCGUAGGCAGGGGCCGUAGUUAAUAAUCUAACAUAGUUUUACGAGUUGUUCAGACAGGGCUACACGCCUGCCAUUUUCAUAGCCUAAAUUGGUAGCUGAAGAUCACUGUGCGUUUUAAAAAAUAGCCAAAGGCCUGAAACGGGCGCCAAUACACAAAACUAAAUACAGUGCCAGUUCGAUAUGGUGAAUUAAUAAACCAUUCAAGGGUCUUGACUACGUAAAUUGUGUUCACUGUAAUGAUUGGAAUAAAAACGUACGCCAAUUGAGGCGGCUUUCUUGUUGACAUCUGAAA